CCCUUUCUUUCUUCUGUGUUGACCGGCCAAGCAAAGAGGAUGGCGAAGCGAAAGAGGGGCGACAUCGGCGACGCCGAGUCGAUUGCUAUUCUUCAGCAGCAGUCCAGAGCCCACCCCAACGCUGCCGCAGCACUUCAAGGAGCGCCGAUUGUGAUUCCUCGGAAAGCCCUGUACCGGCAGCGGGCCCAUGCCAAUCCGUUUGCCGACCACAGCCUCGUGUACCCGCCGAGUCCGGAUCAGAUGGACUGGUCGCAACACUACCCGGAGCGAAUACCGCCGCUGGGCUCAGAAGAGUACAAGAAGCAGAAGGAGGCAGGGACCUUGGCCAAGGUGGAGAUAGCCGACGUUGGUUGCGGCUUCGGAGGGCUCCUCUUCUUCUUGGCCCCUCACUUUCCAGACCAACUCCUCGUUGGCAUGGAGAUCCGCACCUCCGUUACUCAAUACGUCGUGGACAAGGUCCAGGCGUUGCGCUUGGCAAGCCGUCGGAGCUCCAUCGGCGGCAAUGGCGAUACAGGGAAGCAAGAAGGGGUCGCGGGAGCAGACGCGGCGGCGAACACGGCCGAUGGCACAGGCCCCACCGCUGCUGAAGCGCCCAACGAAGCGCAGAUCAACACCGAGCUUGUCCACUCUGCUCCUGGUGUGGCGGGAUCGUACGAGAACGUUGCUGCACUUCGCGUCAACGCGAUGAAAUUCCUGCCAAACUUCUUCCACCGGGCCCAGCUCAGCAAGCUCUUCUUCCUGCACCCAGACCCUCACUUCAAAAAGGCAAAGUCAAAGGCACGCAUCAUCUCAUCGACGCUCCUGGCCGAGUACGCCUUUGUGCUCCGGCCGGGUGGCAGACUUUACACGAUUACCGAUGUCCACGACCUGCACCUUUGGAUGGUCAAGCACCUCGACGCCUUUCCCCUGUUUGAGCGGAUCCCCGACGACGACGAGCGGCUCAAGGAUGAUGUGUGCGUCGACGCAGUGUGGAACGCGACAGAGGAGGGGAAAAAGGUCGUCAGAAAUCGAGGCGACAAGUGGUUUGCUGCCUAUGAGAGGAUCAAAGAUCCUGAAGGAGAAGACGACGACGAGAUUCUCUUUUGAAGUUCGUCAUCAUGUAUUGUUAGUGUUAAAUGCAUAGCCAUAGAGGAUCAAACACGCCACCCUG
Acaromyces ingoldii is the source of this 1150-nucleotide messenger RNA. RefSeq lists its product as hypothetical. Gene Ontology annotation, biological process: RNA (guanine-N7)-methylation; tRNA methylation. Gene Ontology annotation, cellular component: tRNA methyltransferase complex. The record is from RefSeq and is a predicted model, not a curated record. NCBI's taxonomy places the organism in Eukaryota, Fungi, Basidiomycota, Exobasidiomycetes, Exobasidiales, Cryptobasidiaceae. The transcript has a single exon. Gene Ontology annotation, molecular function: tRNA (guanine(46)-N7)-methyltransferase activity. The coding region runs from base 40 to 1086 and encodes 348 amino acids.